AUGGCUACUCAGGAGAUUCUGCAAGCAGCCGUAGAGCAGAGGUUACUCCAGGCCACCAAAGUCAUAGAGAACCAACUCGACAAUGAAAUAGAUAGAAUGGACAAAAUGGAUGCUGAUGACCUGGACAAGCUAAGGGAGCAGCGACUGCAGCAGAUGAAGAAGGCACGAUCUCAAAAGGAGCAGUGGAUGACACAGGGACAUGGGCAGUACACAGAGAUUACAGAGGAGAAAGAGUUCUUUGACAUCUGUAAAAAGAGCAACAAAGUGGUGUGCCAUUAUUUCCGAGACUCUACCUUCCGUUGCAAAAUUGUAGACAAACACCUAAUCAUUCUGGCCCCCAAACAUCUUGAAACGAGAUUCAUCAAGCUCAACGUGGAGCGAGCCCCCUUCCUCUGUGACAGGCUCCGUAUACGCGUCCUCCCCACCAUAUCCUGUGUCAUUGACUCCAUCACAAAGGACUACAUCAAAGGGUUUGACGAGCUCGGUGGCCAUGACGACUUCUCCACGGAGAUGCUAGAAUGGCGACUGGGCUGUGCAGGUGUGAUAAAUUAUUCAGGCAAUCUGUCGGAACCUCCGGACGUUGGCAAGCCUGCAAAAAAACAAGUCAACUUCAGAGCCAAGAAGACUAUAAGAGAGUCUGCUCAGGACAGUGACUCUGAUGACUGAUCUACUCACUUAUAAAUGCACGUCUGAGCGAGACAAUUACAUAUUAUGUGCACAGUAAUAUUGUUGUCAAUCCUAUGUAAUUAUAAUAUAUGGAUAUUAUAA
Halichondria panicea is the source of this 768-nucleotide messenger RNA. RefSeq names its product thioredoxin domain-containing protein 9-like. The coding region runs from base 1 to 666 and encodes 221 amino acids. The transcript is spliced from 2 exons. The record is from RefSeq and is a predicted model, not a curated record. Gene Ontology annotation, cellular component: cytoplasm. Gene Ontology annotation, biological process: microtubule cytoskeleton organization. Lineage: Eukaryota; Metazoa; Porifera; Demospongiae; Suberitida; Halichondriidae.